Molecule: messenger RNA, 755 nt
Organism: Galeopterus variegatus (Sunda flying lemur)
Lineage: Eukaryota; Metazoa; Chordata; Mammalia; Dermoptera; Cynocephalidae
Gene: RPL10
Product: ribosomal protein L10
Exons: 6
Coding region: 44-688 (214 amino acids)
Biological process (GO): ribosomal large subunit assembly; translation
Cellular component (GO): ribosome; cytosolic large ribosomal subunit
Molecular function (GO): structural constituent of ribosome
Source: RefSeq, a predicted model, not a curated record
CUUUGUCUUUUUCGUUGUAGCCACCGGAGGUCCUGGUGUCGCCAUGGGCCGCCGCCCCGCUCGCUGUUACCGGUAUUGUAAGAACAAGCCAUACCCAAAGUCUCGCUUCUGCCGAGGUGUCCCUGAUGCCAAGAUCCGCAUCUUUGAUCUCGGGCGGAAGAAAGCAAAAGUGGAUGAGUUCCCGCUGUGUGGCCACAUGGUGUCAGAUGAGUAUGAGCAGCUGUCCUCUGAAGCCCUGGAGGCUGCCCGUAUUUGUGCGAACAAGUACAUGGUAAAAAGUUGUGGCAAAGAUGGCUUUCAUAUUCGAGUGCGGCUCCAUCCCUUCCACGUCAUCCGCAUCAACAAGAUGUUGUCCUGUGCUGGGGCUGACAGGCUGCAGACUGGUAUGCGAGGUGCUUUUGGAAAGCCUCAGGGCACAGUGGCCAGGGUUCACAUUGGCCAAGUCAUCAUGUCCAUCCGCACCAAGCUGCAGAACAAGGAGCAUGUGAUUGAGGCCCUACGCAGAGCUAAGUUCAAGUUCCCUGGCCGCCAGAAGAUCCACAUCUCAAAGAAGUGGGGCUUUACCAAGUUUAAUGCAGAUGAAUUUGAAGACAUGGUGGCUGAGAAGCGGCUCAUCCCGGAUGGUUGUGGGGUUAAGUACAUCCCCAACCGUGGCCCCCUGGACAAGUGGCGGGCCUUACACUCAUAAGGGCUUUCACUGUGCUGCCGCCUCCUUACUUGCACCUGCUAAUAAAUCCCUACUUCUGGUCCACCUA